Medicago truncatula (barrel medic) is the source of this 1473-nucleotide messenger RNA. RefSeq lists its product as uncharacterized. Bases 1 to 1473 code for a protein of 490 amino acids. The record is from RefSeq and is a predicted model, not a curated record. Lineage: Eukaryota; Viridiplantae; Streptophyta; Magnoliopsida; Fabales; Fabaceae. The transcript is spliced from 3 exons. Gene Ontology annotation, molecular function: zinc ion binding.
AUGUCGCAGGAUCAUCGCAAGCUCAACUACAAGCUUAUAAGCCAAAGCAUCAAAACACUUGUGCAUGCGGAUGCCUCGGUAACGCCAAAAUUGAUCAUUGCGCACAUUAAAGAAAAGUUUAACUACACAACCACGUAUCGAAAGGCGUGGUUAGCAAAGAACGCUGCCAUCGAAUCUAUUUACGGCAAAUGGGAGGAAUCAUAUAAUGAUCUUCCGCAAUGGUUGAAUGUGAUGAAGGAGACAAUGCCAGGGACCGUCUUCGAUUUAAAAAUGCAAAUUGGCGAGAAUGGAGAGACACAAUUUCAUCGUCUAUUUUGGGCCUUCGAUCCAUGCAUCCAUGGGUUUAAGUAUUGCAAACCAGUUGUCCAUGUCGACGGGACGUGGUUGUAUGGCAAGUACAAAGGAACAUUGUUGCUUGCGGUAGCACAAGGUGGAAACAACAAAACGAUUCCAAUCGCCUUUGCACUUGUCGAAGGUGAGACAAAGGAGGGCUGGAGUUUUUUUUUGAAAAAUCUAAGAAGGCACGUCACAAAGGGAAUAUCUGUCUGCAUGGUCUCCGACAGACAUGAAUCAAUUAAAAGCGCAUUCAAUGACCCAAGGAAUGGUUGGCAAGCAACUGGUUCAGCUCAUGUGUACUGCAUUCGACACAUUAAGCAGAAUUUCAUGAGGACAAUCAAGGAUGGAGAUCUUAAGGAUGUUGUCAAUAAUAUGGGAUAUGCCCUAAACGUACCCUUGUUCAAUUACUAUCGUGGUGUAAUCCAGGAGGCAAAUCAGCGUGCAUUAGAUUGGGUGGACAAUAUUCCGAAAGAAAAGUGGACUCAAGCAUAUGAUGAGGGUCGACGAUGGGGCCACAUGACAAGCAACAUCGUUGAGUCGUGGAACUCUGUGUUUAAGGGAACACGCAACCUACCUGUUACACCUAUAGUUCAAUCAACCUACUAUAGGCUGUCAUGUCUCUUUGCUGAUAGGGAUGACAUUGUUAAGUCCAACACCCAUCAUGUCGAACAGUUUGACCGAGAAAGGUAUACCUUCUCAGUCCGUGAGACCAUCAACUACAGGGAGGGAAGGCCAAUGGGAACUUUCAAAGUGGACCUACGAGCGGGGUGGUGUGAUUGUGGGAAAUUUCAAGCUUUACAUUUUCCAUGUUCUCAUGUCAUAGCCGCGUGUUCUUCAUUUCGCCAUGACUACACAACCCUUAUUCCACCUGUGUUCAAAAACGAGAGUGUUUACUCCAUCUACAACACAGCCUUCAAAGUAGUCCACGACAAGAGUUAUUGGCUUCCAUACGACGGUCCCGUGCUUUGCCAUAAUCCAAACAUGCGAAGACUAAAGAAAGGUCGACCCAAUAGUACCCGCAUAAGGACUGAAAUGGACGAGGAGGUGGUGGAGAGGACUCCGACACCGAGACGGUGUGGGUUGUGUCGGCAUACCGGUCAUAUUAGGAGAAAUUGUCCGAGUUUAAAUAAUCGGUAG